Molecule: messenger RNA, 1045 nt
Organism: Anopheles maculipalpis
Lineage: Eukaryota; Metazoa; Arthropoda; Insecta; Diptera; Culicidae
Product: CLIP domain-containing serine protease B15-like
Exons: 2
Coding region: 2-1045 (347 amino acids)
Biological process (GO): proteolysis
Molecular function (GO): serine-type endopeptidase activity
Source: RefSeq, a predicted model, not a curated record
CAUGGCCGGUCUUUGGGGUAUCGGUCGUUUGGCGUUGUUUGCAUUCGCUUUCGCGGUGCUCAAGUCUUCCGCCCAACGAUGUGGACAGGUGCAAGUUUUAAAGCAAGGACUUAUCUUUGGCGGUUCGGCAUCCACACCGGGCAUGUGGCCCUGGCACGUAGCACUGUUUCAUCGGGAAUCCGUCACCAGAACGUCGUACAAAUGUGGUGGCACGAUCAUCAACCGUGAAACCGUUCUUACAGCGUUUCACUGCGUGGUGGAUAAUCAACGACCGAUUGCGGCGGGACGUCUGGUAGCGCGGGCUGGAUUGUUUGAUCUAGAUGUUGGUGGCAAUGCCGUUCAAGAAAAUCGUGUCUUUGAGAUUAUCUCACCACCGGGAGCAAGUGCGCGUACGUUCAAUGACGACAUCGCAAUACUUAAAAUGCACACACAGUUCACGUACGAUGAUUACGUACAGCCCGUGUGUAUACGAUCGAUACCGCAGGACAUUGGCCAGCUGGUGGGUGCGUUCGGGACGGUGGUUGGCUGGGGUUGGACGGAGCAAAACUCUACCUCAGCCACCUUACGGCAGGCCAACAUACCGAUAGUGAGUGCGGACGAUUGUUUGGCAACCGAUCGGAACCUUUUCAGCCAGGUACUGACGACGAAGGUGUAUUGUGCCGGAAGCCGGAACGGCACAUCGAGCUGCAACGGUGACAGCGGUGGUGGAAUGUUCUUCCGUAUGGGUGGUUACUGGUUCCAGCGAGGGAUAACGUCGUUUUCCUCGGUGGAUGAGAACUUGAGCGGGAUUUGCAACUCGCACGGUUAUGUUGGGUACACCGAUGUAGCGAAGUAUCUGGAUUGGAUGCGCGAUCAGGGCAUAAGUUUUGAGGAUCCGUUGCGGCACACUGUACCAACGAAGAAACCCGUUCAAAGUGAUGGCAGUACGACGCUUUUGCGGCUAUCAGUUGACCCUAAGACGAAGAAGUUCUUGCAGCAGCAUAAGGGUAAUGUGUUGCUGCGGGUUCAGCUGAACGGUAGGCGGGUGGAGAGCUUGUUUCAGUAA